Molecule: messenger RNA, 1966 nt
Organism: Egretta garzetta (little egret)
Lineage: Eukaryota; Metazoa; Chordata; Aves; Pelecaniformes; Ardeidae
Gene: TCTE1
Product: t-complex-associated-testis-expressed 1
Exons: 4
Coding region: 88-1464 (458 amino acids)
Biological process (GO): flagellated sperm motility
Cellular component (GO): sperm flagellum
Molecular function (GO): protein binding
Source: RefSeq, a predicted model, not a curated record
GCAGGCAGCCCAGCUGGAAAAUGUGGUGGUGACUCUCAAGCCAUUUUCCUCUCCCAUCUCCUGAAGGAGAGGUGGGUCCUGAGCAGCAUGCAGCAGCCGGGGGCUGGUGGCAGGAGCGCAGCCGUUCCCCCGCUGUAUCCAUCCCAGGCCAGCCUCCCUGCUGGCUUGCACGAUACACGCCGCGUCUUUGAGGAUCCCGAGUGGUCCCUCGCCACUGUCCCCCACCUCACCGAGCUCUGCCUCCAGCACAUCGUUCUCAACUUCGAAAAGAACCCGAUUUUGGACCGUCUUCUGCCUGAGCACCAAAGGAAGGUGCUGGACAGGCUCUCCACUGGCCUUCCGCUCGCUGUGACUGCCAACCUAAUCAGCGAUGAGGACUACUGGAAGAGGUGCUGCACCGAGCGCUGGCACGUGUGUGACAUCUCCAACUAUGGAGACAGCUGGAAGCGGAUGUUCUUCGAACGGCACCUGGAGAACAUCCUGAAACGUUUCAUCCCUAACACCACAGACCCCAACCAGGUCCUAGAGCUCAUCCCGCUCUGCAAAGACUAUGUGCGGAAACUGGAGGUUGAUCAGUUCCUGCCACCGGUGCAGGAGGAUCAAAAGGAGGAGAGGGAUGACCUCUCUGACACAGGGAGUGAUUUUGGAUUUGGUGAGGUCUCCAUGCAUCACUACGACCUGGGAGUCCUCAUUACUGCUCUCCCUCACCUUGAAGAGCUUCAUCUCACUUAUGGCGUGAAGGACUGUGGCAUGAACUUCGAGUGGAACCUCUUUAACUUCACCCACCAGGACUGCCGCAACCUGGCUGUCGCCGUGAAGAUGUGCCACAACUUGAAAGUUUUGAAGCUGACACGAAGCAAAGUGGACGACGACAAGACCAAGCUGCUGGUCCAUAACUUGCUGGAUCACCCCUGCUUGGUGGAGCUGAACUUGUCCCACAAUCUCAUCAGGGACAAGGGGGCACAAGCUAUUGGCAAGUUGAUCAACCGCAGCAAAUUAGAAACCCUCGAUCUGUGUAACAACCAGAUUCAUCACCUGGGGGCUGAGGCUCUUGCUCAAGCCCUGGCUGAGAACUCCACCCUGACCUCCCUCAACCUGCGCCUCAACUGCCUGGAGGACAAAGGGGGGGAGGCAAUCGGCCAUGUCCUGCUGACCAACACCACCCUGAAGUCCAUCCAUCUGGGAAGUAAUAACCUGUCACAGCCAACCGCUACGCUUUUCUCCCAGGUCCUGGCUCAGAAUACCACCCUGAGGAGUAUCAACUUCUCAUGCAACCACCUGGGGCCGGAUGGUGGGAAGCAGCUGCUUGACGGGCUGGCGGAUAACAAGGCUUUGACCGAGUUCGACCUCCGCCUGGCAGAGGUGGGCCAGGAGACCGAGUACCUCAUUCACCGAAUUGUGUGGGCCAACCGGGAAGCGGUGCGGCUGGGGUCUCCGCAGCACCCCCCCGCCAAACCCCUCUGAAGAAAACGCUCCAGAGGGCAAUGAGCUCUGCAAGGUGCAGUGUUGGAAAUACUUUACCUCGAGGCUUGGGUUUAUUUGUAUUUCUGAGAAACACCCAACUUGUGGCCACCACCGCAGCCUUUCCCAGAUCCCCAUCAUCCAUAAUGCCUUAACACGAGACAGACAUUAGACCUCAUGGGACUGUAGUGGCACCCCAGAAGCAAUCUGUCUCUUGAGCCCUCUCUCCCACUGCACCCGAGAUUAAAUCCCACCUCCCGUGGUGUCUCUCACCUCCCGUGGUGUCUCUCACGUGCUCCGGCAGCAGGCUUAUUUCAGGCAACGGGACGUUGUUCCACCUGUAAAGCAGCUAAGGUGAAGUCUCCACCAUCUAAAUGGUCUAGUCCAGACCUAACCUUCAGGGCAGGCAGCUCUUUUAGGCUUCUUGCUGAGGAGGACAUGAGAUGCGUGGAGGGUAGAGGGAAUGUUGUUUCCAGUUCCUCAGCAGCUUUUUCUGGCUAUUGCU